Messenger RNA from Exophiala spinifera, 771 nucleotides. RefSeq lists its product as uncharacterized. The coding region runs from base 1 to 771 and encodes 256 amino acids. The transcript is spliced from 2 exons. Gene Ontology annotation, molecular function: acyltransferase activity, transferring groups other than amino-acyl groups. NCBI's taxonomy places the organism in Eukaryota, Fungi, Ascomycota, Eurotiomycetes, Chaetothyriales, Herpotrichiellaceae. The record is from RefSeq and is a predicted model, not a curated record.
AUGGAGGUCUCCAAUCCACCCAGUUUCGAGAUACCAGUCCCCCAUCCAACGGCGAGGAUCAUCCUAACUCCACCGAGGUUGAAUGACGGCGCCGCAGUGAUCGCAGCUCUGAACGAUCGCCGAGUUUACAUGAACCUAACUUCACCUCCGUAUCCUUACACUCUGGAUGACUGGAGACUUUGGUUCAAAGACAUUUCAGACGUAGCCGGACACAAUGCGGAAAAAUUACAACAAAUCACGAAUCAUCCAGGGCCCGUCUCGGGAGACGCAGCGCGUGCAAAGCAAAUCUGGUCGGGGUGGGUGGGGUGGUUUUCGUCGAUCAGAGAAAUCUUGUCAGAUGAGGACAAAACCGAUAGAUAUCUGGGCGAGAUCACAGUCGGCCGCAGUCGGUUUCUGUUCAUCCCCGACGAGGCAGAAAGAGCAAAGACACGACAUGGCAACGACAGUCUGGCUGCCGGAGAUCCCAACAUCGUAUGGGAAGUAGGAUUCUACCUCGCCUCCGAACACCACGGCCGCGGAGUCAUGACCAGAGUCCUCCAGACCGUCAUGAGCGAGGUCCUCAUCCCUGGGUACAACGUACAUCACAUGGUCGCGACUUACUUCGAGCAUAACAUUGCUAGCAAGAGAGUCUUGGAGAAGUGCGGAUUUGACUAUGUGACCACGGUCCCAAAUGUACACACGUUGGAGCCGGGCAAGACCGGAGGGCAAGAAGGCCAAACAGUCGGUCUGGGUGUCAUGAAGUGGGAGAGCAAGGCCGCCGGAGAAGCGUGA